UCUUUUUUUUUUUAGGGCCGCAUCUGCACCAUAUGAAGGUUCCCAGGCUAGGGGUCCAAUCGGAGCUACAACUGCCGGCCUGCGCCACAGCCACGGCAACAUGGGAUCCCAGCCGCAUCUUCCUGGGCCAGGGAUCCAGCCUGUGCCACAGUAGUGACAAGGCCAGGUCCUUAACCUACUGAGCUGCCAGGGAACUCCUCUCCCAGGGUAAUUUGCAUUCAAAAAAGAACAUGCCCACAGAAGAUAAUCCAGACCCCAAAAGAACAAAUCUCAGUCCAUUAAUUUCACAGGGAAGAGGGCCAUGAGACAGUGAAGGCAAAGCCUGGGUGGUGCAUGCGCAGGACCAGGAACACCAAAGUUUGCCAGCCAACCGCCAGAAGCCGGGAGAGAAGCCUGGAACAGACGCUCCCUCACAGUCCUCAAAAGGAACCUACCCCGCCGACAUCUUAUUCCUGGAUUUCUUGAGAACAGUGAAAUGGUAAAUGUCUUUUUUUCUUUUUAUGGCUGCACCUGUAUCAUAUGGAAGUUCCCAGGCUAGGGAUCGGAUUGGAGCUGCAGCCACUGGCCUACACCACAGCCACGGCAACUCAGGAUCUGAGCCGUGCACCUACACUGCAGCUCGCAGCAACACUGGCUCCUUAACUCACUGAGCGAGGCCAGGGAUGGAAUCCGAAUCCUCUCGGAUAGUGGUCGGGUUCUUAACCUGCUGAGCCACAACGGGAACUCCCGACAUGCCACCCAGAGGUACCUUGUUACCAUGACAAAUGCCUCAGCAGGCCUGCAGGUGGGGGUGUGUGGGAGGCAGAAACCAGAGGCCCAGAAGAGACCUUGGUUCCCAGAUGCCCCAAGGACACCCAUGAGAACAAAGAGGCCACUCAAGAGAUAGGGCUAGGUUAACCCCAUCACACCCAGAGCUGAAUCACCAGAAACAGAAACUCUCCCUCCCUGCAGGGAGCCAAGAAUCCUGUGGGACCAGGCUGUUCUGGAUGCCCCUGUGAAGCAUGCCCCUCCAUCCUCAGCCCAGCAGCCUCAGUGUCUGGCACGGUCACCAGGAUCUCAGAAUGGAAAGCCACUUCCGGAGGAGUCCCGGAACACCAGUCUUAAAGAGAGUUUGCAGCGCCGGACACCUCCCUCCCCUGUCCUUGCAGCCACGCAGGCAGAAAGGCCUUGAGGUCAAGGGAGGCCACGGAGCCUUGCAGUUCAGCUGGGGAGCUGAAACCUCCAGGGAGGGUAGCUUCAGGGAAGGUGAGAUGGCAGGAACCCUAAGCUAAUAAAAGCAAGUCAUUUGCAAUCUGGCGGCCUCGGCUACCAAGUUUCCAGAGAGCUGGGCCAGGCCCAAUGAAUGCCUGCUUGCUUUCUUCAAAGAAGGACAAAAAAGGGUUCUCAGGCGUGUCCACCUGGGGAGGCUGCCCUCACGGAGGAAGGGGGUUAGCUAGAGAGGGAAAGGCAGACUCUUUCACCUGUGAGACAGGUGUUACCUGCCCGCUGAGCUGUGGGCUGGUGAUCAGGGCAGCUCAAGCCUGAUGCCAGGCCCGUGGCCACAGGAGCUACCUGCUUAAUUAGGACCUGGAUGCUGAAGCCUGACCAGGGCUUCGGGAUGCUUCCUCUUUCUUGGGGGAGACGGAGCAGCUGGGUGACUGGCGCAACUUGGUGGCAAGCAACCCACCAGGCCAGCAGAUACUCAGAUGCCAGCUAGGCCUCCCAGGCUUGGGGUUGGGGCCUGCUUUGCUUCUCUGUCCGUCGCUGGCUGGGUGGCUUAGGCAAGACCCUUCAUCUCUCAGGGUUUCAGUUCCCCCGGUCAUCAAAAGGGACAAGCAUCUUGCUCUUGCCCAAUCCCAUCUCUUGGGAUGCUGAUGAGAGCUUCCAGAGAUGAGAAGCUCUUCAGAGAGGGGAUGAGGGCGGUGUGGGCCUGGAGGGAGGCAGCCGGGGAAGGGGGAGGUGACGGCAAGAAUGAAGAGGGCAGAGCAGGGGCGGUGGGGGGGGGUGAGGCAGGGGGAGAGGGGGCAGGGAGGACAGAGGAGCCUUUGUGCCGAGUGGAACCAGUGGAACCGGGGCCAGAGGGCUCUGCCCUUCACCUCCCUCCCACUGGGCCCCCGGAGCCAGAUAACGAACCCAGCAGGCUGCCCCGCCUCCCUCGCUGCCCGGCUUCCAGUCAACCCCGCCCCCGCCCGGCCCCAAGACCCCUGGGGCUCCAGCCUGGGGCGCCGGGAGGAGGAGGAGGCGGGACCCUGCGGCACGUGGGCUUUCUCACUACGGACUCACGGUCUUCCACCCGGGGGCUCAGUUUCCCACCGGCCUCCAAGGUUUGAGACAGCGGCUUUUCAGGAGUGAUGGAGGUGCUCUCCCGAGCGAGGCAGAAGGAGGAGGCUGCUUCUGCGGCCACCUCCCUCCAAGCCUGAGCUCUCGGGAUGCGCGCCCCGCCUCUCCCCACCGCGUCCCGCGUCUUCCAGGCGCCAAAGCCCUGACUUUGACCGUAGUCUUCGCGGAAGGAGAAGAUAGGCGAGAUCCAGCAACCGCAGGGAAUGACGCGGGUGCCUCCACAGCCCCGGCUCCGGGCGGGGAGGGCGAGCCCCACAGUCGGCACCGCGACGCCCGCCUGGGCAGCACCGAUAAGGAGCUGAAGGCAGGAACCGAGGCCGCGGACAGCGCCCGGACAGCGCCGGGGACCCCCUGGCAGCGGGGGCCACGGGUCAAGGUUAUGGAUGCAGCGGGCGGCCCCCGGAUCCUGCUCCCACGGCCCUGCCGCGUGCUGGUGCUGUUAAAUCCGCGCGGGGGCAAAGGCAAGGGCCUGCAGCUCUUCCGGAGCCACGUGCAGCCCCUGCUGGUCCAGGCCGACAUUUCCUUCACGCUGAUGCUCACCGACCGGCGGAACCACGCCCGGGAGCUGGUGAGGGCGGAGGACCUGAGACUCUGGGACGCGCUGGUGAUUAUGUCUGGAGACGGGCUGAUGCAUGAGGUGGUGAACGGGCUCAUGGAGCGGCCGGACUGGGAGACCGCCAUGCAGAAGCCCCUGUGUAGCCUCCCAGCCGGCUCUGGCAAUGCACUGGCAGCUUCUUUGAACCACUAUGCCGGCUACGAGCAGGUGACGAAUGAAGACCUCCUGACCAACUGCACACGGCUGCUGUGUCGCCGGGUGCUGUCGCCCAUGGAUCUGCUGUCCCUGCAGACAGCCUCAGGGCUGCGCGUCUUCUCCGUGCUCAGCCUGACAUGGGGUUUCAUCGCGGACGUGGAUCUGGAGAGUGAGAAGUUUCGGGGCCUGGGCGAGAUGCGGUUCACUCUGGGCACCUUCCUGCGCCUGGUGACCCUGCGCACCUACCGGGGUCGCCUGGCCUACCUCCCUGUAGAAACGGUGGUCUCCAAGAUGCCCCCCGCCUCCGCUCCGGCCCAGUGGGCCCAGCAGGGCCCUGUGGACACCCACCUGGUGCCCCUGGAGGAGCCGGUGCCCUCCCACUGGACCGUGGUGCCGGAGCAGGACUUUGUGCUGGUGCUGGCGCUGCUGCACUCACACCUGGGCAGCGAGAUGUUCGCUGCACCCAUGGGCCGCUGCACGGCCGGCGCCAUGCACCUGUUCUAUGUGCGGGCUGGCGUGUCUCGGGCCAUGCUGCUGCGCCUCUUCCUGGCCAUGGAGAAAGGCAGGCACAUGGAGUGUGAGUGUCCCCACUUGGUGUACGUACCGGUGGUUGCCUUCCGCCUGGAGCCCAAGGACGGGAAGGGUGUGUUUGCUGUGGACGGAGAAAUGUUGGUUAGUGAGGCUGUGCAGGGCCAGGUGCACCCAAACUACUUCUGGAUGGUCAGUGGCUGCUCAGAGUCCCUCCCCUCCCGGGAGCCGCAGCCCUCACUCAGCCAGAAGCCUCAGCAGAGGCCACCCCGGGAAGAGCGCUCAUGACUCUGUGGGCCUUGCCGUGCCUUAGUCUACUCGGUUCAUUCUGAGCUUGGGCCUGCCCUCCCGCCUCCCCCAGGACUGGAGGGCCGGGCCACAGCUCGCAUGGGCGGGGGGGAGGACGACGCCUGGGCUCCUGGAGGUGCGGGAAGGACGGGCCAGGAGCGUGGAAGCCACUCUGCUUUGUCCCAGGAGCACCCCCCCCCCCCGAAUAAGUCCAAAUAAAGUGACAUUUCCAGCC
Molecule: messenger RNA, 4121 nt
Organism: Sus scrofa (pig)
Lineage: Eukaryota; Metazoa; Chordata; Mammalia; Artiodactyla; Suidae
Gene: SPHK1
Product: sphingosine kinase 1
Biological process (GO): phosphorylation; sphingosine biosynthetic process; negative regulation of apoptotic process
Cellular component (GO): membrane; cytoplasm; intracellular membrane-bounded organelle
Source: RefSeq, a predicted model, not a curated record